Messenger RNA from Glycine soja, 864 nucleotides. RefSeq names its product 60S ribosomal protein L9-like. Gene Ontology annotation, molecular function: structural constituent of ribosome; rRNA binding. The coding region runs from base 82 to 660 and encodes 192 amino acids. Gene Ontology annotation, biological process: cytoplasmic translation. Gene Ontology annotation, cellular component: ribosome; cytosolic large ribosomal subunit. The record is from RefSeq and is a predicted model, not a curated record. The transcript is spliced from 3 exons. NCBI's taxonomy places the organism in Eukaryota, Viridiplantae, Streptophyta, Magnoliopsida, Fabales, Fabaceae.
GAAUUAGGGUUUUGUGUUUCUGCAGCAGUUGGGAGGAGGCACUGUGGCAGAAGUCCUAGGAGUGUAAAACAGAGACGCAAAAUGAAGACGAUCUUGUCGUCUGAGACCAUGAAUAUUCCCGACGGCGUGAGCAUCAAGGUUCACGCUAAGGUUAUCGAGGUUGAGGGCCCUCGUGGAAAACUCGUGCGAGACUUCCACCAUCUGAACUUGGACUUCCAACUUAUUACCGACGAUGGCGGUAAAAGGAAGCUCAAGAUUGAUUCUUGGUUUGGUUCUCGUAAAACCUCUGCCGCCAUCCGCACCGCCCUCAGCCACGUUGAGAAUUUGAUCACCGGCGUCACCAAGGGAUACCGAUACAAAAUGAGAUUCGUGUACGCUCAUUUUCCUAUCAACGCUAGCAUUGGCAACAACAGCAAGUCCAUCGAGAUCAGAAAUUUCCUCGGCGAGAAGAAGGUGAGGAAAGUGGACAUGCUUGAGGGCGUGUCGGUUGUUAGAUCUGAAAAGGUCAAAGAUGAAUUGGUCUUGGAUGGAAACGACAUUGAACUUGUUUCUAGGUCAUGUGCUCUCAUUAACCAGAAAUGUCAUGUUAAGAACAAGGAUAUCCGGAAGUUUCUUGAUGGUAUUUAUGUAAGCGAGAAGGGAACAAUAUUGGAAGAGUAGAGGAUGAAAACAUUUGUGUUGGUUUUUGGUUUGGAGACCCUUUUUGUUAACUUGUUGAGAUAUGAUUUUACAAUUUGUGUUGUCAAACUUUUCCUUUUGGGAUUUUUUUAAAAAAAAAUUUAUUUCUAUAUAUGCUUUGGUGUUGAAUAUUCUCUGGAAUUAGUAAUCUUUCAUGCAUUUCUAUAUAUGCUUUGGUGUGGAAUA